This is a messenger RNA of Zerene cesonia (dogface butterfly), 1956 nucleotides long. RefSeq names its product U3 small nucleolar RNA-associated protein 6 homolog. Gene Ontology annotation, cellular component: small-subunit processome; Pwp2p-containing subcomplex of 90S preribosome. The coding region runs from base 133 to 1833 and encodes 566 amino acids. Gene Ontology annotation, biological process: maturation of SSU-rRNA from tricistronic rRNA transcript (SSU-rRNA, 5.8S rRNA, LSU-rRNA). The record is from RefSeq and is a predicted model, not a curated record. The transcript is spliced from 8 exons. Gene Ontology annotation, molecular function: protein binding; snoRNA binding. NCBI's taxonomy places the organism in Eukaryota, Metazoa, Arthropoda, Insecta, Lepidoptera, Pieridae.
UUUGACAUGAACGUUGAACAUCAACAUCAUGCUUUAUAACCUCAAAUUUUUGUAAACCUUAGAUUUGUUUACACUAAUAGUUUUGUAAAAAUAAUUGGAUUUGUGAAAAAAGAAGAAUAAAAAUCCCUCAAAAUGGCUGAACAAGUUAAUCAACGAAUUGAGGGCAUGAUAAAUGAACUUGAGCAGAUGCGAAGAACUAAUCUUUUUGAUGAUGAUGAAUUAAGAGAAAUAUCUCGAAAAAGAAAGGAAUUUGAAUAUAGAAUACAAAGACGAAUAAAACAAAAAGACGAUUUUGUUCAGUACAUUGCUUAUGAAUUAACUUUAUUAGAAGAUAUUUCACUGCGUAGAAAGCAAGCGAAGAUUAGCGAUAAAAAGAAAGACAUAGAAUUCGCCAUCGCAAAGCGGCUGAAUAAAUUAUUUAAACAGUUUAUUUUGAGAUACCAAAAUGAAGUUGAGAUAUAUUUCGAGUAUAUAAAAUUUUGUAAGAGUGUUGGUUUUCAAUACGCCAUAGGAGCAAUUAUUGGACAAAUGUUGCAAAUACAUGGUGAUAAGCCCAAAACAUGGCAACUAGCUAGCAUUUGGGAGAGCAAGGAGAAGAAUGACCUAGACACUGCUAGAGGGUUUCUAUUAAAGGGUAUUCAUAGACAUCCAGAAUCAGAAGUUCUUUAUUUGGAAUUAUUUGAGGUUGAGCUUAGGCUGGCUUGUGAAACUGAAAUUGAAGAAGAGAAGGAAAAAUAUCUAAAAAGAGCAGAAAUUGUAUGGCAGAACAGUGUGAAAAAUGUUCCUGAGUUGUCCUUUUUGUCCAAACUUUGCGAUUUGUCUAUGCGGUACAAUGAUGGUCCAUUAACGAAGUCUAUAAAAGAAGAAAUUUGGAAUAGACGAGAUGAGAAAGAUGUCUGGGCUUAUAUAGCUUCAAAGGAAUUGGAGGGCUAUCAUUGGGAACAAAUUGAUGAUUUUGUUGAUCAAGACAAUCAAUAUUCUACUGAAUUACAAAAUUUUAUUGCAGUGUAUGAGGAAGGUCUGCAACAAUUUCCAGAUGAAAAAUUAUGUACAAAAUACAUUCAUGGUUUACUUGGUUUGAACAACAAUAUUUGCACAGAUUCACAAAAAAUCACUGCAGUGAAAGAAGCAUGGAUGUAUGGUCAUGAAAAUGGUUUAUUAUCUAAUGACAUGUACGCUUUUGGUAUAUCGCUAUUGAAGUUGGAUGGAGAAAUAUCAAGUGAUGAGUUUGUGCAGGUAAUAGAUACAGCUUUAAUUAAAAAUCCUAAAUCUAGAAUACUAUGGGAGGAAAAGAUUUUGCAUAGUAAGGAUAAUGAAAACAGAAUGUUGUCUGUGCUACAAGAUGCAAGUAAAACUAUGAAGGGUGAUGAUUUAUUGUACCUGUGGAAUUUUGUAUUGAACAAUAUACAAUCUAUAGAUGUGUUAAAUAAAUGCUACAAAAAAUUUCAAACUUGUGAAAGCGUAGUUGUUUUAUCACUGAAACCAAAACUCUUGCAAAAAAUAUAUGAUCAUAAUGGGUUGAAAGCAGCAAGAAAUGCGUAUGAAGAUUUUAUAAGAACUCCUCCAACACAAAAAGAAUUACAUCUUGUUAUGAUAGAUAUUGAAAAAGCUCAAGAAAAAUUUAGUGCUAAACAUAUAAGGAAAUGUUAUGAAUGUUUGGUCCAACAUCAUGGUUCAAAUAAUGUUGAUGUUUGGUUGGAUUAUAUCAAAUUUGAAGCUCAACAUGGGAAUGCGCAAACAGUACCUCAAGUACAUAGGAGAGCUAUAGCUGCAUUGAAAAAGGAAUUAGUUGACGAUUUUAUAAAGGCACAGACUUUAUCCAGAUUACAAUAAAUAGAAUGAAUUUUUUUGGGUUUUCUUUAUUCAUAUCUAUAAGUUAUUAUACAUAGCAUAGACAGUAAUAUUCAAAGUUAAUAAAUAAUGAAUAUGAGAAUCUUUUAUUGUAAGCAAAAAAAA